This is a messenger RNA of Meloidogyne enterolobii, 234 nucleotides long. The record is from the annotation of a GenBank genome assembly. NCBI's taxonomy places the organism in Eukaryota, Metazoa, Nematoda, Chromadorea, Rhabditida, Meloidogynidae.
AUGGGAGUAAAAGGUCGUCGUGUGGCAUUAAUAGAAGAACUUAGUAAUACAGUUAUAAGUUUCCAAAAAGUGGAUCCAAAAUGUCAAAGUCGUCAAUUAACAAUAAUUGCCGAGGCACAAAAUGCAAUAGAAAAUGCAAAAUCUUUAAUUGCCGAAACUAUUGAACGAAAUAUUUCACCAAAUAGAAAAGUAAAUUUUUCAAUAUAUAGUUUUAAGAAAUGGGAAAAUAAAUGA